This is a messenger RNA of Trichogramma pretiosum, 1680 nucleotides long. RefSeq names its product trichohyalin-like. The record is from RefSeq and is a predicted model, not a curated record. The coding region runs from base 179 to 1573 and encodes 464 amino acids. The transcript has 4 exons. NCBI's taxonomy places the organism in Eukaryota, Metazoa, Arthropoda, Insecta, Hymenoptera, Trichogrammatidae.
GCCGUUAUUCAAGUUGCACGAGCGAGUAGUACGCGAACGCGCCGAGAAAAUUCGCUGCAAGAGAAAAAAAUUGUCGCUGGGUCAGUUCUUCGCCAAAUACUUCAACUUCUCCGAUUGCGCCAAGAGAUUCUUGUCCAAGACGCACUUUGAAUUUUGAAAAGAGCUAUCUAUCUUGAUCAUGCGAAGAACGAGACACGUCGUGCUGCCGGUCAAAUCCUGGCAGUACAUCGGGCUGCUCGUGGUCUCGCUGGCCUGCCUCACCCUCGGCCACGUAUCCCGCGACCGAGAGGGCAGACAUGGAAGUCUCGCCGGGCCCGAACUAUCGCACAAUGCUCCGCACGAGGUGGACGCCUGUCCAAAUGAAAACGGCGACUUUUGCCGAUCGAGCCUCGAAAGCGACGAGACGAGGACGAUCGCCUCUCCCAGGACUUCUCGGCUGAUCGAGCGACGCGUGGAACAGCGUCUCGUCGGUCAACGCAAUCGUGCCGCGGAACGACAGGACGAGCGUAGAAUUCGAUCUCGAUCGAACGAACGUGAAAUCGCUGCGAGGCGAAUUCGUCGGGACGAUCGAGUAGCCCGAGACGCGAGGAAUAAUUUGCUGGAACGCAGAGCUCGAGCAGCGGACGCUCGGAGAGAACGAGUGGCUGCCUCGACGCAACGACGUCUCGGCACGAGCGAAGAUCGCGAUAUGCGACGAAGAGUCGACUCGAUGGAGCGACGCGAUCGAACGUCAACGCUUCGAUCGAGCGAACGUCGAGCAAUCGAUGAAAGUCGCGAGAGAAUCGCCUCGAGGGAUCGACGAGAGCCGAACGCACGCAGAGAGAGGUUGGUUCGAUCGGUGGUGGAGCGUCGUUCCGACGAAGCCGGCAGAGAGGCGAGAAUUCGCCGCGAGCUUCGACUCGAUCGAAGAGCCGUAUCGAUGGAUCGUCGCUGGGAAUCGACAUUACGCAACAACGAUCGAAAUGCCCAGAGAGAACGGCGAAUUUCCACGGAAAAUCGAGAACGAGCCGUUCGAUCGAACGAGAUGCGCGCGCUCGAUGAAAAUCGGGAAAGAGUCGAUCCGGAACGUCGCGAUGCCAACCGAAUUCGACGAAGUACUCGAUCGGUCGAACGACGCGAGAGGACCAACGAUAUUCGCUCCGUGGCCGGCCGUCGCGCGAGUCCGAAUCGAGAGCGCCGAUCUCUGCUCUCGGAGCAGCAACCCCAGCGAGAGCGACAGGCACGACGCGAAGUUCGAAGAGAGUCGGAGCAACGAUACGAGAGAAAUUCUCGCGCGAGGAUGGACGAAGAAUCGUCGAGGCGAAACGUCAGGCUUUCCGGUGAAGCGCGUAGCGCUCGCAACGACGAGACCAGGAGAGAGAAAGGACUGAAUCUCGCUCGUGACGCGAUCCAACGAGAUUUCGACUCUUGGACUUUUAAGCCCAAUCUAAAAUUGGAGGAAUGGAACUAUAAUAUUCUGAAGCAAGGAUUGCUGACUGUUGCUUGCUUGAUCUAUGCCUCUUCGAUAAUCAAUCGCAAAACAUUUUCAGGACAUCUAGCCCAAUUUGGAAGCCGCGCAACAGCUAUCUGGUAAACUUUGAUCAAACCCAAUUAUCGAAUACUAUCGAUGACUGUUGAUUAUAAAUGUAGAAAAUUAUACUGUUAAAAAAGUUUUAAAGGUAUUAAUUUAUUGAAAAAAAA